This is a messenger RNA of Pneumocystis carinii B80, 421 nucleotides long. RefSeq lists its product as hypothetical. The record is from RefSeq and is a predicted model, not a curated record. Bases 47 to 376 code for a protein of 109 amino acids. The transcript has 4 exons. Lineage: Eukaryota; Fungi; Ascomycota; Pneumocystomycetes; Pneumocystales; Pneumocystaceae.
AAAAAAAAAUAAAAAAGUCUUUAAAUAUUAGUUUUUCUUAUUAAAAAUGCAAGAAACUGUAGAAUCUCCUUGUAAUCAAUAUGAAUUGAAGAAAAAAGAAAAGGCUUUAGACUCUAUUGAAUCACCUGAAAUAUUAGAAGAAGAUGAUGAAGAUCUUGAGGAUGAUUCAAGUGAUGGUGAUUCAGACGAUGAAAAUGAUUUAGAGGAAAUUGAUGAAGAAGACGCUACAGAAGAUGAUAUGGCUGAGAUCGAUCCUUCAAAUAUCAUAAAAUCAUGUCGAACACGCGGAAUAAGGGUAGAUUAUGUAAAAGAUGUUAAUUGCGAUGAUAUACUUGAAGACGAUGAAGAUGACACUGAUUUUAAUGUUCCUUCAUAAGAUUUAUAAAUAUCAGUUGUUUUUAUUUUUUUUUCUUUUAUAACC